CCGGGCAGGAGGGAGGGGGGUCGGUUCCAAGAUGGCGGCCUGGUGCCUGUCACGCUGGCUGACGGUGACGGCCGGGACCCGCCGGCUCCCCUCGGCCGCGGGGAAAGGGGCCCGGCCGGCGGGGGAGGCCGUCGCCCCGCCGGGCUCGUUGGACCCUCCGGGGCGCCGUGCCAGAGCCGCCAUCGCCUUCCCGCCGCCGGGCCUGACGUGGAGGACCGUGGUCAGCCUCGCAGGAAGAAAAUGCUAUCCUUUAAUCUGUGCUGCUCCAUUUCACACGAGCUCCUCUUCCUUCACCAAAAAUGAUUAUUACCAGAUAUUAGGAGUGCCCCGCACCGCCAGCCAGAAGGAAAUCAAGAAGGCCUAUUACCAGCUUGCCAAGAAAUAUCACCCAGACACCAAUAAGGAUGAUCCUCAGGCCAAGGAGAAAUUUUCACAUCUGGCAGAAGCCUAUGAGGUAUUAAGCGAUGAAGUGAAACGAAAGCAGUACGAUACAUAUGGCUCUGCGGGCUUUGAUCCUGGAACGGGAAGCUCUGGGCAGAACUAUUGGCGAGGAGGCCCUACUGUUGACCCAGAGGAACUCUUCAGGAAAAUCUUUGGGGAGUUUUCAGGUUCUUCCUUUGGAGAUUUCCAGAGUGUAUUCGAUCAGCCUCAGGAGUACAUCAUGGAGUUGACGUUCAUUCAAGCUGCAAAGGGAAUUAACAAGGAGUUCACUGUGAGCAUGAACGAUACCUGUCAGCGAUGUGAUGGUAAAGGAAACGAACCUGGCACCAAAGUUCAACAGUGCCAUUACUGCAGUGGCACCGGCAUGGAAACCAUAAACACCGGCCCCUUCGUGAUGCGCUCGACAUGCCGGCGAUGCGGCGGCCGCGGGGCCAUCAUAACGACGCCCUGCGUCAUGUGCCGAGGAACGGGACAAACCAAGCAGAAGAAGAAGGUGGUGAUCCCCGUCCCAGCAGGAGUUGAGGAUGGCCAGACCGUCAGAAUGCCCAUAGGGAAAAAAGAAGUGUUCAUCACAUUCAGGGUGCAGAAGAGCCCUGUGUUCCGGAGAGAUGGAGCAGACAUCCACUCAGACCUCUAUAUUUCGGUAGCUCAGGCCAUUCUCGGUGGAACAGCCAGAGCUCAGGGGCUGUACGAGACUAUCAAUAUCAUGAUUCCUCCUGGGAUUCAGGCAGAUGAGAAAAUUCGGAUGGGUGGCAAAGGAAUCCCCCGAGUUAAUAGCUACGGCUAUGGAGACCACUACAUUCACAUCAAGAUUAGGGUUCCCAAGAGGCUGACAAGCAGGCAGCAAAGCCUGAUGCUGAGUUAUGCAGAGGACGAAGCUGAAGUAGAAGGGACCGUCAAUGGAGUCACAAAUACAGCCACUGGCGGCAGGACCACCGAUAGCUCCGCGGGAGGCAAGGCUAGGCCCGAGGCUGAGGCCAGGGAGAACAAGGAGGGAUUCCUUACCAAACUUAAGAAAAUGUUUAGCUCCUGAUAUCCCAACAGAGGCAAGCGUUCUACUGGAACCUAGGCACAAGAAUCGAAUCCUCUCCAUUGGAGGAAAAAAAAAGAAAUCAUUCUCUGCCAGAUGGCCUUGAAGAUGAAAGGACUCUAGGUUAGCAGUACAGCGCAACUGCAUUCAGAGGUACUGUGAACUACUUUGGCAACAAAUAAAAUCAUGUGACAGAUCCCUGCCUAGAAAAAUGGAUGGACCAGUGGUGGCAUGGGGACAGAAAUCUUAAAUGGAUGACCCUGGUUUUCUAUUGACGGAUAUGUAAUUUGAGCCACUCUGGCUCAGCAAGAAGUGGAAAUGUUGCCUGCUUAUUUUCAUUUUUAAUUUGGAGCUCAGUGUGGUGGAAAUCUUGGCCGUAGAAUGAAAAACUCCCGCUUUUAGAGCUUAAAAUGAAGCCUUAAGCUGCACGAAGCUGUGAAGUAAUUGGUUUCCUCCUCAGUUAAACCCUCUGAGGAUUUCCAGAAAGAAUCUGUUACCUCUGGCCCCCUUCCCCAGGAAUCUGGGCUCGCCUUGGUGGUAACGCUGUCCCCUCCUAUUUAAGGUUUGAUAGGCCAGGAAUCAUCAUGUAGUUCUAACUGGGUGACGGUCACUUUCUUGCUGUGUCUGAGCACUCAAACCCCGUCUUUCAGUGAGUCCCUUAAAAGAAGCACUUGGAAGGAAUCAUCAGAGUCUGCGGAGGCAGAAGAGUAUGUGGCCUAAGAGACCGGAGGUUUAAGUUGAUCACUUUUCAGUUUGUUGGCUGCUUGGGAUAAAGCUCGUUAUCAAAAUCACCCUUUCCCCCCGCCAACUCGCCCCAUCUCCCUCACACCCGAGUUUGGUCAACUGAAGGUAGUGAACAAGGGAAGCCUGAAUGAUGCCCCUUUCCAGAAUCAAAAUACUUACUAUCCACUCUGAAGGACGUAUCCCAGGGGAGAGAGAAAAAUUGUCACGGAAAAACUGGCUAACCUCCAGCCAUCGACAGGGGUCAUCACCUCUUUCAAGAAGGAAAUUCAGUGCCAGAGAAAUAUCCUUAAAUUAUUUAAGAACUACUGUCGCUUCAUCCGUAUGUUUGUUUCAAAAUAAGUAAUCCACCUAGUUGGAUUUUUCCAGAGUCGACCUGAAGCAAAAGGUAACCGAUUUCAUAGCCACGGCCUGUUGUUUGAUGUUAGUUUCCAAAGUGUCCGAAAGUCUGUAUGCUAAAAUUUUGACACGGUAACAAAGAGAGUCUCUGACUACCCCCCCCCCCCUUUAGUUCAUUUUUAAUUUGCUAAAAUAAAGCAGAUAUUGAUGCCUAAUUACAUAACAUCUGUAAAGUGAUUCUGUAUUGAUGUAAAUAAGAUUAUAUACUGCUAAAAGAUAUUUAAAAUCUAA
Molecule: messenger RNA, 2842 nt
Organism: Ornithorhynchus anatinus (platypus)
Lineage: Eukaryota; Metazoa; Chordata; Mammalia; Monotremata; Ornithorhynchidae
Gene: DNAJA3
Product: DnaJ heat shock protein family (Hsp40) member A3
Exons: 12
Coding region: 32-1474 (480 amino acids)
Biological process (GO): mitochondrion organization; protein folding; negative regulation of apoptotic process
Cellular component (GO): mitochondrion
Molecular function (GO): ATP binding; heat shock protein binding; protein kinase binding
Source: RefSeq, a predicted model, not a curated record